AUGGUUGCCGAUUUUUUGGACAGCAUUUAUCUGCUUGCAGUAUGGGCAUCCAAGCUGCCGGUUUUCACCAAGGAUAUGGAUAACCUGGCGCUGUCUGAGAGUCUGCCAGUUGGAGACGUGGUGUACACGCUGCAGGGAAUGACCGACCCUGAAGGACUACCAAUAAAAUAUGGCUUAGUCGGCACGGACAAAUUCGCAGUGAAUGCAGAUACGGGGAAUGUGACUCUUGUGCAUCCUUUGGACAGAGAAAAAGAAGACACAAUAAAAUUCCUCGUGUCUCUUGAGAACAGCGACCCUGCGUCAGGUCAGACCCUAGUGCAGACUCAGUCCGUCACCGUCAUCAUAGUUGACGAAAAUGAUAAUCCACCACUCUUCAAGAAUAGUCCUUACGAAGUCAAUGUGGCGGAAGACGAAGUCGUUGGAACGACGGUGUUGAGUAACAUAACGGUUGAGGACAUUGACUCCGUUGGCGAAGCUUUGGAGGUGGGCUGUGUGGCUAACGAACAGUGGCCAGAAGCGUGCGAUCUGUUCGAGGUGGUGAGUCUCCAUUCAACAGCCAACGAGUUCACCGGAGCUCUGGUAUUGAAAAGAUCUUUGGAUUACAAUGAGAAGCAGUUCUACCAGUUCCAGUUACACGCCACGGAUGGGACUCUUAAUUCAUCAUCUCCAGUGGAGGUGAAGGUAGUUGAUGUUCAGAACACUCCGCCGGUGUUCAGCGGAGCCCUAAGCGCGGCCCUACCUGAAGACGCGCCUGUGGGCAGCCUCGCACUCAUCAUCAAAGCCAAAGAUGGAGACAGGGCGCAACCGAGAGACGUCAAGCUCGAACUGGUUACAAACCCAAUGGAGUACUUCGUACUGGAUAGUAAGACUGGUGAACUGAGAACUGCUAAACCUUUGGACAGAGAAGCCUUGGCUGAUCCGAACUCACCACUCAAUAUUACUGUUAAAGCCAUUGAGUUAGUGGACGGCAUUCCUUUGGAUUCCCCAUCGAGUGUGACCCUUGGCUAUGUGGCUAUCACCAUACGUGAUGUGAACGAUGAGCCUCCUCGGUUCAACCGGCGGGAAUACUCCGUAGAACUGCUAGAGAGUUUGGCGCGGGGCACGCCGCUGCCACAUUUAGACAUGGUUGUCACUGAUACGGACCUGGGCAUGAAUUCGGUGUUUUCAUUAAGACUAGCUGACAACCUGGGUGCGUUUGUGGUGGAACCUUCACUGGCCACCGGCAGCGCUACCGUCACCUUGAGACUCAACUCCACCCUGGACUAUGAAGAUCCCAACCAGAGGAAAUUCAUUCUGGAGGUUAUAGCAGAAGAGGUCCACACGUCCCCACCCCUCUCGUCCAAGGCCAGUGUGAUAGUGUCGGUGAAGGACGUCAAUGAUAACUCUCCGGAGUUCGCUGAUGAUGCGUACUCCGCGGGGGUGAGAGAGGACGCGCCGCCCGGGACACGGCUGGCGGCGGUCAAGGCCACGGAUAGAGAUACGGGGAGGUUCGGUACCGAGGGUAUAGUGUACCAGUUGUCUGGUAACGGAGCAGAACUGUUCUCUGUGGAGCCAAGGAGUGGAGUCAUCAGCGUGGCGGAGUGUGAACACCCGGGGAGCGCGCCUUGUAUAGACUACGAAACGAGGAAGGAAUACUUCUUACAGUAUAAGGCUACAGAUGCUGACGGUACAGGUCAAAGUAGCGUGGUGUCGCUCCAGGUAUCGGUUAGGGACUCCAACGACAACCCGCCCGUGUUCCUCACGCCCGUCUACCGCGCCUCCAUCGAUGAAGACGCUACUAAGUUCGAACCGGAGCUACAGGUCCAAGCCCGUGAUCUCGACCCUACAUCCGACAUCCGCUACUCCAUUGUGUCUCCUCACAACCCUCCCUUCUGGGUGGAGCCUACUUCCGGUCGCAUUUCUGUGCUGCCCGGCAAGCUGCUUGAUGCUACAGACAACAAGUAUAUACUUACUGUCAUGGCGUCAGACGGUCGUUUCAACGCUACAUGUCGUGUGGAGGUGACCGUUCGUGAUGUCAAUGACCACCCGCCCGUUUUCGCUACCACUACCUACGACGCCAGCGUGUCAGAAGACGCUGCUAUCGGGACGGAAGUAGCAGCGGUACAAGCAACGGAUCUAGAUAGUGGGAUGAACGCUCAGAUUAGAUACAACAUACAGAAGGGAGCUCUGGAUGCCUUCAAUAUACACCAGGACACGGGUCUAGUUAGUGUGGCUGGUAGCCUGGACUAUGAUCGCAGGAACACAUACAAAAUCCUCAUCACAGCUACCGACAUGGGUGUGCCCAGUUUAACUGGAACCACGGAGCUAACAGUUCAUGUAUUAAACGUGAAUGACAAGAAGCCGGUGUUUAAACCCGCGGUACAAAGAGCUGGUGUAUCUGCGGAUGCUGAGGCCGGGACACUGGUGUAUCAACUGGUGGCUGAGGACCCUGACGCUGAACCUGGUGGCUUGAGGUUCACUCGUGGAGAUAAACCUGCUAGGGCGGUGGAUGCUAAUGGACAAGAGGUGAUAGAUGACGGUACUAUAUCUUCGUGGUUCAUAGUUUCUCCUUCGGGCGAGGUGUUCGUGUCGCACAGCCCGGAUCGCUCCCGGGCCGCGGUCGUCACGCUGCCCGUGGCUGUUACUGAUACCUCCGCGCCUAUACCGCAGACUACUGACGGCGAGUUGAUAAUAACCAUAGUGGACGUGAACCGCCAGCCCCCCGUGUUCUCUCAGCCGGCCUACGUGGAGCGGCUGGCGGAGGAGCAGCCUCCGGGCACGCUGUUAGCGACCUACAGCGCUACGGACAAAGAGACACCCAUCGCAUCUAUCACCAUACACCCGCCUAGCCCGUACUUCCGUAUAGAUAAUGUUACUGGUGAGGUGAGAGUAUCUAGUCGUAUAGACUAUGAAGCCACUCCGUCCCUCAACUUCACGCUGGUAGCGCACGACUCGGGCGUCCCUCAACUAUCUUCAUCGGCUGCCGUGUUCGUGGAGAUCAUUAAUAUUAACGAUGAGAAACCCGUGUUCAGUGAUGAUGUGUAUAACGCGACGCUAGAGGAACAUUCAACACCUGGAACCAGGGUACUGAAUGUGACUGCUGUAGACCUGGAUGCAGGUGAUUUCGGCAAGAUAACCUACAGUCUGUCCGGUGAAUCAGCCAGCCUGUUCACCAUCAAUCAGGAGGGAGAGGUCACAGUGGCAGAAGGAGCGGAUAUUGAUAGAGAAGCCACCUCGGAGUUGUGGUUCCGUGUGGUCGCCACAGAUAACGCGCCGCCACAGACUAAAAAAUCUUCCAGUGUGCCGGUUCACGUGAUCUUAACCGACAUAAACGACAACCCGCCGGUGUUCAGUCAGCGUGUUUAUAAAGGCAGUGUAUCAGAGAACGUUCCUCUGAGUCCGCCGCCCGCCCUACUGCAGCUUAGGGCGGAAGAUCCCGACCAGGGCGUGUACGGAACCGUAACAUAUAGUAUUGAGGAACAGAGUGAACCAGGUGUUUUCCGUGUGGAUCCCCAGACGGGCAUCUUAUCUCCCGUCAAGCCGGUGGUAGGUGGCGCCCUCUAUCGAUUGGUGGUAGCGGCUAGUGACGGUACUCACAACGACACCGCUCGUGUAGACAUCACUGUAUUGAGCGUUAAUAAACACAGCCCAGUGUUCGUACAGCCGCCGCUAGAUGUCAGGAGGAUCGAAAUACCCGCGCAUUCAGCUCAAGCUGGUUACCUAGUAACGACUAUUCAAGUGACGGACGAGGAUUCAGGAGAGAACGGCCGAGUGACGUACCAUCUUAAAGUUGACAACCAGAACGUUGGACACACCGAGGAGUUCAGUUUAGAUCCUGUGACUGGACAACUCACAACCAGGGUUCCUUUGGAUAUUGACAACCAAGUGGAGUACCAGUUGAUCGUGUCAGCGUCAGACGGUGGUACUCCAAGUCAGUUCGAGAGUCUCCGGGUGCUACAACUAGUAGUUGUAGACGACCAAGACCACGCGCCUGCCUUUAUACACAGACACUACCACUUUAGUGUGACAGAGAACUUACCAUCAGGCGUUAUAGUGGGCACUGUGAAGGCUAUAGACAAAGAUAGAGGAGACAACGGGAAGGUGUACUAUCAUAUACUGGAGGGAAACCAGGAUGGAGCCUUCACUCUGGAUAGGACCCAGGGCAUCAUAAGGACCAGCAUGAGCUUUGACAGGGAAAAACAAGACGAAUAUUCCAUGACAGUAUACGCCAGCAACAACCCGAUACUAGAACACGCGGCGGCCAUCUUGAACUCCAUAGACAAUAGCACGGAAAGUCAAGACGUGAGCGUCACCACCAUUAAGAUCAGAAUACUCGAUGAAAAUGAUAAUGAACCGAAAUUUGAACAAAAAAUAUACUAUGCGGGUGUAUCUCCGGGUGGUCGUGUGGGCGAGGUGAUCACGUCUCUAGUAGUUCGUGACCCUGACCUAGGUGUGAAUGGUUCCUUACUACUAGCAGUAGCAGCCUCUCACUUAUAUAAGUUCGGUUCCACCACUUCAAGUGGCAGCGUUGUUCCUUCACCAUUCAAUAUUACACAAGACGGUGUAUUAACAACAGCCACCCUGAUGUCAGACUACCGCCAGGACCGGUUCGUGUUGGACGUGAUCGCCCAGGAGCUGGCGCCUCCUCACCGACGAGACACGGCGCAGGUCUAUAUCUGGAUCAUCGAUCGUUCGUCCCUCCUGCGUCUGGUCGUGUCUCGGCCGUGUUCGUCAGCAGGUGCGCCUCACACCCGCCUGUCCGCUGCCGCCCGGGCGCUGCUCGUCCCGGGGAGGAAGGCCGCCGUGCACACCGCUGGGGAUGGAAGAUGGUGUGAGCUCCAGCUGCACGCUGUGGACCCCGUUACCUUCCAGGUGUUGGACGUCCGCCGAGUGCUGGAGGAUAUAGACGCUCAGUACGACGCGCUGCGACAGCUGUACCAGGAGUAUGGAGUAGAGACACUUACAGCUGCUGCUUCUGGAGAUAAAGCGCCCGACAGCUUCGACCCAGCGCUAGCAGCACUGAUAGCGCUGCUGAUAGUGCUGUUCACUGGCAUCGUGACAUUCAUCGUUGUCUGCGCAUGUCUUAAACACUGGGCGACUUAUUCUAGGGUGGUGCCACCGCCGUCGCUGCAAUCCAGCAAGGGAGAUAGCUUGGCGAGGAGAAGGAUCUUGGAGGAACUCAGCACCACCGAAAACCCGCUGUGGCUGGAAACCAAGCUCAGGCCUUACGAAGAACAGGAGCUGACUAUGAACGUGUUCGGAGAUACACAAGAACAUAUACAGGAACAGAAUCCAGUGGUGGACAAUACAUACGCCACCAUCGAGGGCGGUCGCUCCAGGUGUGGGGACUACGCCACGCUGACACCAGACCUGCAUCAGCUGGAACACGCCACCACAGCGCUGGAAGCAGCUUUAGGAUUCCAGGGCAGUACGUUCAAGCCUGAGCGAGAAACCCCAGAGCCACCUCCUCGGCCCUGA
Molecule: messenger RNA, 5457 nt
Organism: Danaus chrysippus (African queen)
Lineage: Eukaryota; Metazoa; Arthropoda; Insecta; Lepidoptera; Nymphalidae
Source: the annotation of a GenBank genome assembly